Molecule: messenger RNA, 1547 nt
Organism: Fragaria vesca subsp. vesca
Lineage: Eukaryota; Viridiplantae; Streptophyta; Magnoliopsida; Rosales; Rosaceae
Product: sodium/hydrogen exchanger 7-like
Exons: 14
Coding region: 78-1547 (489 amino acids)
Biological process (GO): proton transmembrane transport
Cellular component (GO): membrane; chloroplast envelope
Molecular function (GO): sodium:proton antiporter activity
Source: RefSeq, a predicted model, not a curated record
CCGCACAAGUUUGAAACAUAAUUAACAAUACAUAACUACCCGGCGAUUAAAUUUCGCGGCCGAGAUUGACACAAAAAAUGGCGACGGUGACAGAAUCGUUGCCGUUCAGCAUAUUGGAAGAAGACGAGAGCUCGUGUCCGUCGGACGCCGUGGCGUUCGUCGGAAUGUGCUUGGUGUUAGGAAUCGCAUGCAGGCAUGUGUUGCGUGGUACCAGAGUACCGUACACUGUCGCUCUUCUAAUUCUCGGCGUUGCUAUCGGUUCUGUAGCAUUCGGUACACACAUUAAUUUGGGCAAGAUUGGGGAAGGCAUUCGAAUUUGGGCAGCAAUUGAUCCUGACCUUCUAUUGGCUGUUUUUCUUCCUGCCCUUCUUUUUGAGAGUUCAUUUUCUAUGGAAGUCCACCAAAUAAAGAGGUGUAUGGUUCAAAUGAUUAUACUAGCUGGCCCAGGUGUUUUGAUAUCAACCUUCUGUCUUGGAUCUGCUUUGAAGCUCACUUUCCCUUAUGGCUGGACAUGGAAAACAUCAUUGCUGUUGGGGGGACUUUUGAGCGCUACUGAUCCCGUGGCUGUUGUUGCUCUAUUGAAAGAGCUUGGUGCAAGCAAAAAACUGAGUACAAUAAUCGAAGGAGAGUCCAUGAUGAAUGAUGGGAUAGCAAUUGUGGUUUAUCAGCUAUUCUAUCAAAUGGUCCUUGGAAAGAGCUAUGACUGGGCGGCCAUAAUUAAAUUUUUAUCUGAAGUUGCAUUUGGAGCUGUAGGUAUUGGUCUCGCUUUUGGUGUAAUAUCUGUCCUGUGGCUUGGGUUCAUUUUCAAUGACACUGUGAUAGAGAUCACACUAACAGUGGCUGUGAGCUAUGUGGCGUACUUCACUGCUCAAGAGGGUGUUGCUGUGUCUGGUAUUUUGACGGUGAUGACUUUAGGAAUGUUUUAUGCUGCGGUUGCAAAGACGGCUUUUACGGGUGAAAGCCAGCAAAGCUUACGUUAUUUCUGGGAAUUGAUUGCCUACAUUGCUAAUACAUUAAUUUUCAUAUUGAGCGGAGUUAUUAUCACUGAAGGUGUUAUAGAUGGUGAUGAUAUUUUGGGAAAUGGAAGAUCUUGGGCCUACCUUGUUCUACUGUAUGUUUAUGUACAAAUUUCGUGGGUCAUAGUUGUUGGAGUAUCAUUCCCCUUUCUUCGGUAUUUUGGCUAUGGUUUAGAUUGGAAGGAGGCUAUAAUCCUCAUAUGGUCAGGUCUGCGAGGUGCUGUAGCAUUGUCACUUUCACUAUCCGUUAAGCGUACUAGUGACAGUUCUACGCUUCUCAGUUCCGACACAGGAGUCCAGUUUGUUUUCUUCACUGGUGGAAUUUUCUUCUUGACAGUUAUUGUGAAUGGUUCAACCGCGCAAUUCCUUUUAAAAUUUCUAGCAAUGUAUAGGCCAUCAGCAGCUAAGGUGAGAAUUCUACAAUUUACUCUGGAUUGUCUACACACUCCAACUUUUUGUCAUGUGUCUAAAACCCUUUCAAAUAUAUAUUAUAACUUCGACGUUAGUGACUUCUGCACCAUUUUUUCAUGA